AUGGAAAAACUACCCAUCUUGGAUCAGUACGACGGGACCACCGACCCCGACGACCACAUAAGGAGCAUCGAAGCUGUCAUGGACUACCAUGUUGUCCGGGGAUCCAUCAAAUGCCGCAUAUUUCCGACCACCUUACGGAAAGGAGCGAUGACAUGGUACAGGAAUCUGCCUCCUGACUCCAUCCACUCCUGGACUGAACUGAAAGACCUUUUCCUAAGCCACUUCACGGCGUCUCGUCGGCAACCAAAGUCGGAGGCGAACCUUGAAGCGGUAAUCCAAGGUACCAACGAACCUCUAAGAGACUACCUCGACAGGUUCAAUAAAGAAGCCAUCCAAGUGCAGACGACAGACUACAUGAAGAGGUACCUCCUCGAACGAGGACUCCUCCCCGGAAGUGACUUUAAGAAGGCCAUCAUGAUUGAGAAGGUCCACUCCAUGAACGCCCUCCUUCGCAAAGCUCAAGCUUUCAUCGCAUUCGAGGAGGGAGAGGCUGCUGCCAUCAAAGCCUCGCGAGGCAACGACGCCGCUCGCAGUUCAAACUAUGAGCACUCAGGCUCGAAGCGAGGGCAUGAAAAAAGGAAAGACGACAGGUCUCUCGACAUCAAAGAGCACUGA
Molecule: messenger RNA, 615 nt
Organism: Vicia villosa (hairy vetch)
Lineage: Eukaryota; Viridiplantae; Streptophyta; Magnoliopsida; Fabales; Fabaceae
Exons: 1
Coding region: 1-615 (204 amino acids)
Source: RefSeq, a predicted model, not a curated record